Messenger RNA from Parnassius mnemosyne (clouded apollo), 912 nucleotides. NCBI's taxonomy places the organism in Eukaryota, Metazoa, Arthropoda, Insecta, Lepidoptera, Papilionidae. The record is from the annotation of a GenBank genome assembly.
AUGUUUAAAUCAGCAGUAUUUAAUUUAAAAGAUGCAGGAAAAGAUCAAGUUCAAGAGUUUCUUAACUCUUUUGACACUGUUCUUUGUGACUGUGAUGGCGUUUUGUGGAUUGAUAAUAAUGCUAUUCCUGGAUCCGCUGAUACCAUGAAUUAUUUUCGUAAAAUUGGGAAGCAAAUAUUUUUUGUAACCAAUAACUCUACGAAGAUUCGAGGAGAUUUUGCAAUUAAAGCUCAACAAUUAGGUUUUAUAGCUAAUGAGGAUGAAAUACUAUCUACUUCAUAUUUAGUGGCACACUACCUUAAAAGUAUUGGCUUCAAAAAAAAAGUUUAUAUAAUUGGAUCCAAUGGGAUAGGCGAUGAGUUAAAAGCUGUAGGCAUUAGACAUAUUGGAAUUGGACCAGAUCAUGUGAAACCAGAUUUUAAAUCAAUGAAAUCAACAGACUUAGAUCCUGAAGUAGGUGCAGUGGUUGUAGGUUUUGACGAACAUAUCAGUUAUCCAAAGUUUAUGAAGGCUGCUUCUUACUUAGCAUCUGAUGAAUGCUUGUUUUUAGCAACAAAUACUGAUGAGCGUUUUCCCAAAUCUAGUUCAAUUAUUGUACCUGGUACAGGAACAUUAGUGAGGGCUGUUGAAACUUGUUCAGAGAGAAAAGCUUUAGUGCUUGGAAAACCAAAUGAAUAUGUUAGGAAAUUUCUUGAGUCAAGAGGCUUAGACCCAGCAAGGACUUUAAUGAUUGGCGACAGGUGUAAUACUGACAUUGAGUUUGGUGUGCGUUGCGGUUUUCAAACACUCCUUGUGCUGACAGGUGUGACUUCCACUAAAGGUGUUGAGAAGAUACGUAAUGAAAAAAUUGCCCCACUACCUGAUGUUAUAUUACCAAAGUUGGGAGAUUUAUUGACAUUAGUGGAGUCAUAG